This is a messenger RNA of Pomacea canaliculata, 601 nucleotides long. RefSeq lists its product as uncharacterized. NCBI's taxonomy places the organism in Eukaryota, Metazoa, Mollusca, Gastropoda, Architaenioglossa, Ampullariidae. The record is from RefSeq and is a predicted model, not a curated record. The coding region runs from base 126 to 464 and encodes 112 amino acids. The transcript is spliced from 3 exons.
UUAGAGAAAAUCUUCGAUUCCAUUUUGCAGUUUUUACUAAUGUUAAGAGUGUAAACAUUGUGACCACUGUGUCUAACAUUUGUUACAGUGUCGAUGGCGGACACACAACCCCUCAGUACUACCCGAUGCUACAUACCCACAUCGGAGGCGCACCCAUCAACACACACUUCAUCGUGAAGCCCCACCCCACAGUCAUGGUGACUCAUCCUGUCGUGACUGUAAGGAAGCCGGCAACCACUUGUUCUCUGGUGAUGCCGGCGCUCAGAACCAUCUUCUGUUGCUUCGUCUGCGGCAUUGCCGGCAUCCUCGUCGCCUGUGAGGCCCGCCUGCGAGUCCUGGAGACCAAACUCGAUCCAGCCCGCCAUUCCAAAAGCAUCGUGUGGAUUUUCUUGGGCAUCGCCCUCUUGCUAUGGACUCCUCAACUUGGGACUAGGUGUCUACUACGUAGUUCUCGUUUGGACUAAUCGGCCAACUUUUCUUAAUAUGUAGUCAGCUAGACUACAGCUACUUUUUUUCAAAAUGUAGCCGGUUUCACUACAGCUACAAUUUUCCAAAAAGUAACCAGCUACUUUUGGCUACUUUUAAAAUGUAGUCAGCUGCU